AUGUUUAAGCUUGAUAUUGAGAAGGCCUUCGACAACGUGAACUGGGACUGUUUAUUCAAGAUUCUUUCAGGUCUGGGUUUUUCGGAGAAAUGGAAGAGUUGGGUAAAGCGAUCCAUUUGCUCCUCUAUGAUUUCUGUUUUGGUUAACGGCGAGGCUAAAGGGUAUUUGAGAGCUUCUAAAGGUCUUCGUCAGGGUGAUCCCCUCUCACCGGGCUUGUUCGCUCUAGUUAUGGAUGUCUUGUCAAUGAUGCUGAAAGCAGUUAGGGAAGCUGGUAAAUUCGAAGGAUUUUAUAUGAACGAAGACUCCAAAAACGGCGAAGCUGCCCACCUGAUGUUCGCUGACGACACAGUGAUAUUUUACGACGCCAAUCACAGUCAGGUUCUGAAUAUUCUGGCUACUAUUGUGUGUUUGCAGUCCGUGACCGGUUUAAGGGUAAAUCUUGACAAGUCAGUGAUGUAUACUGCCGGCGAUGUGGCUGAUCCUAGUUUCUACGCUACUAUUUUGGGUGCAAAUGGAGCCGUGAUCCGGCGAAGUACCUCGGCUUCCCUCUUGGAGCCAAACUAA
This is a messenger RNA of Linum trigynum, 564 nucleotides long. The record is from the annotation of a GenBank genome assembly. NCBI's taxonomy places the organism in Eukaryota, Viridiplantae, Streptophyta, Magnoliopsida, Malpighiales, Linaceae.